Molecule: messenger RNA, 429 nt
Organism: Cooperia oncophora
Lineage: Eukaryota; Metazoa; Nematoda; Chromadorea; Rhabditida; Trichostrongylidae
Source: the annotation of a GenBank genome assembly
AUGAACGAACGGUCAUUAAUUUUGACGGCGUCGAUGCCCAUGCUGACGACAGUGAAGCGAAAAAUGGACGCCAAUGUGGACAUACUUGAGCAGUGUCGACAACGUUGUAUUCUACUUCGACAGACUCGCCGAAAUACGGUAGUGUUGGCGCUUAUGGUAUCGUUCUUCUUCAUUUCGUGGUGUCCGCACAACGUCGUCUCUGUGGCGUUGGAGUUCAGUGACGGUGGAGCGUUCCUCAUCCACGACACGAACUACUCCUAUCUUGCAAGCCUCAUGUCUCACAGUACCGCAAUGAUCAGCAUCAUAGCAAAUCCGGUGCUAUACGGCUUCCUCAACCGAGGCUUCAUCUCUCAUGUACGUCACGAAUGGACGAGUUCAGUGCGGAGGUUUCGACGGAAUGAUGCAGAAAUCUGUGCCGCUUUAAUGUAG